AUGCGGCCACCACUCACAAAGGAACUUUGGUAUCAGAAUGAUGAUGAAAAAGUUAAAAACCUCAUUUUCAGGACUUAUGGUGGAAAGGAAAGAACAAUAUUUUUUGAAAAAGAGGGCUACUUUUUUGAGCCAAAGGAGUUGGAAUCAAAUGAGCAUGGUGGCACAGCUUUGGCAUUGGGUCUUAAGGUUUCAAAGAUAGAUGUUGAUGACCAAAUCGUUUAUUUUGAUAACGGACAAAAGAUAAAAUAUGAAAAAUGUCUCAUUGCUACAGGAGGUACCCCCAAAAAUUUGGAAAUUUUUAAAAAUGCACCACCACCAAUUUCUCAAAAAGUUUUACUCUUCAGAACGGUUGAAGAUUUCAAUAAACUGAAUGAUCUGGUGCAUAAAGUUCAGUCCAUUGUGAUAGUUGGAGGAGGAUUUCUUGGAAGUGAAUUGGCUUGUGCCCUGGGAAAAAAAUCUGCUGAGUUAAAAUCCUUCAAAGUUAUCCAAGUUUUCCCAGAAAAAGGCAACUUAGGUUUAGUUUUACCCGAAUAUUUGAGUAAAUUUGCUACAGAAAAAAUAAAGCAAGAGGGUGCUGAGAUACUAGCUGAAAGAAAGAUUCACCAAGCAAGUUAUGAUAAGACAGCUGACAAGGUCCUUUUGACGCUAGAUGACAAUAGUGAGAUAUCGGCUGAUUUGGUAGUAGUGGCUGUAGGACUGGAUGCAAACAUUGACCUUGCCAAAGCAUCAGACCUCGAGGUGGAUCCGCGUUUAGGUGGCUUCUUGGUUAAUUCCGAACUCGAAGCAAGAUCGAAUUUAUGGGCUGCAGGUGAUGCGGCUUGUUUCUACGACGUCAGGUUAGGAAGGCGAAGAGUGGAACACCAUGACCACGCAGUUGUUAGCGGUCGUCUGGCCGGCAUGAACAUGACCGGUGCUAGAAAACCCUACAAACACCAAUCCAUGAUAUGGUCUGAUAUUGGACCGUAUAUCGGUUUUGAAGCUAUUGGUUUGAUUGAUUCAGCACUACCUACUGUUUCUGUCUUUGCCAAACUUCCAAAUAGUUCAACGCCUGAUACAAAUAUUGAUGAUGCUAAAAGUCAAGAUUCUGAAAAAACAGAUCCAAACCCACAAAUAAAAGAAUUAACACUUGAAGAAACCUCAUCAAAACUCAACUCUUUGGAUGAUGAUGAGUACAGGAAAGGUAUUGUCUUCUACCUGAAAGAUGACGUCGUGGUAGGCGUAUUGAUGUGGAACGUUUUCAGUGGCAUGAGCGUGGCCAGACAGAUUAUUCAAGAAAGCAGAAAAUUUGAUGAUUACGCCGAAGUUGCAAAGCUUUUCCAUCUGUUUUACAAACCUGAAGAUGAAGAUGACAAAGAUAAAACAAAAGAACCUGAUCAGACUGAAACUAAAGCAAAAAAAGAAGUCGGAGAAGGAGCAGGUUUCUAUGUUGGUCGAUAG
Molecule: messenger RNA, 1437 nt
Organism: Helobdella robusta
Lineage: Eukaryota; Metazoa; Annelida; Clitellata; Rhynchobdellida; Glossiphoniidae
Exons: 13
Coding region: 1-1437 (478 amino acids)
Biological process (GO): apoptotic process; mitochondrial respiratory chain complex assembly
Cellular component (GO): mitochondrion; cytoplasm
Molecular function (GO): FAD binding; protein dimerization activity; NAD(P)H oxidase H2O2-forming activity
Source: RefSeq, a predicted model, not a curated record